UGGGUUGGUUUGAAGAAUCUAAGAGGGCUAUUUCUGGCAUUUCCACUAUUCCACCAUGAUUUCCUUGAGAGACUUGCUCUGUCGCCCAGGCCAGAGUGCAGUGGCGCGAUCUUGGCUCACUGCAAGAGCUCCGCCUCCCGGGUUCACGCCAUUCUCCUGCCUCAGCCUUCCGAGUAGCUGGGACUACAGGCACCCGCCACCAUGCCCGGCUAAUUUUUUGCAUUUUUAGUAGAGACGGGGUUUCACCGUGUUAGCCAGGAUGGUCUCGAUCUCCUGACUUCGUGAUCCGCCCGCCUAGGCUUCCCAAAGUGCUGGGAUUACAGGCCUGAGCCACCGCGCCCGGCCUUUUCCACCAUGAUCUCUACCCCUCCUCCCGAAUGUUACUGGUGUAACUAUGACAACAAGCACGCGCUGCUCAAGGCUCAAUUUUCCAGCCGUUACCGACCUCCACUGCGUCACUGUCCGCUACCCAGAGACUCUGAGGCGGAUCCCCCAGCCCAGUCUCAGAUUGCUCCCCCUUGGCCCGAGGGCAAGGAGCCACAGGACAGUAUGGCCAAAGCGGCGGCCUCCUCAUCGCUGGAGGACUUGGACCUAAGCGGAGAGGAGGUCCAGCGGCUCACCUCCGCCUUCCAGGACCCGGAGUUCCGGCGAAUGUUUUCCCAGUACGCCGAGGAGCUCACCGACCCGCAGAACCGGCGGCGCUACGAGGCGGAGAUCACUGCGCUAGAGCGUGAGCGCGGGGUGGAGGUGCGGUUCGUGCACCCGGAGCCGGGCCACGUGCUGCGCACCAGCCUGGACGGAACACGGCGCUGCUUCGUGAACGUCUGUAGCAACGCGCUAGUGGGCGCGCCCAGCAGCCAGCCCGGCUCCGGUGGCGACCGGGGCGCAGCUCCUGGCAGCCACUGGUCCCUGCCCUACAGCCUGGCGCCCGGCCGCGAGUACGCGGGGCGCAGCAGCAGCCGCUACAUGGUCUACGACGUGGUCUUCCAUCCAGACGCGCUCGCGCUGGCCCGGCAGCACGAGGGCUUCCGCCAAAUGCUGGACGCUACGGCCCUGGAGGCCGUCGAGAAGCAGUUCGGCGUGAAGCUGGACCGCAGGAAUGCCAAGACCCUGAAGGCGAAGUAUAAGGGGACCCCGGAGGCUGCGGUACUGCGCACGCCCCUGCCCGGGGUCAUCCCGGCAAAGCCUGAGGGGGAGCCGAAGGGUCCUCUCCCGGACUUCCCCUACCCUUACCAGUACCCGGCAGCCGCCAGGAACUCUGCAGCCCCCGGGCCCCGGGCGCCCUCCCCUCCGGAAGCGGCCUUGCAGCCCGCCCCCACCGAGCCUCGCUACAGCGUGGUGCAGCGCCACCACGUGGACCUCCAGGAUUACCGCUGCUCAAGGGACUCAGCCCCGAGCCCCGUGCCCCAUGAGCUGGUGGUCACCAUCGAACUGCCGCUGUUGCGCUCGGCCGAGCAGGCGGCGCUGGAGGUCACAGGAAAGCUGCUGUGCCUCGACUCAAGGAAACCCGACUACCGGCUGCGGCUCUCGCUCCCGUACCCAGUGGACGAUGGCCGUGGCAAGGCACAAUUCAACAAGGCCCGGCGGCAGCUGGUGGUUACGCUGCCAGUGGUGCUGCCGGCCGCGCGCCGGCAGCCCGCCGUCGCGGCCGCCGCCGCCGCGCCGGAAGAGUCCGCCGACCGGUCCGGAACUGACGGCCAGGCCUGCGCUUCCGCUCGCGAGGGGGAGACGAGACCCACGGGGAGUCGCGCCGAGGACGGAGGCCGCGAUACCUGCGUGGCUGGGGCUGCGGGCUCCGGGGUCACCACCCUGGGCGACCCCGAGGUGGCGCCUCCGCCGGCCGGCGCUGGAAAGGAGCGUGCCCCCAAGCCGGGGGAGCAGGACUUGAGCAGGCACGCGGGGUCACCGCCGGGCAGCGUGGAGGAGCCAUCUCCCGGAGGAGAAAACUCACCUGGUGGCGGAGGCUCCCCUUGUUUGUCCUCCCGGGGCCUGGCCUGGCAGUCUUCUGCAGGAAGAGAGAGUGGGCGCGGAGAUAGCAGUGUGGAAACGCGCGAGAAGUCGGUGGGCUCAGGCGGCGAGCGCUCAGCCCGCGCCAUGGGUGGUCCCGGGACCAAGAGCGGGGAGCCUUUGUGUCCUCCGUUACUGUGUAAUCAGGACAAAGAAACCUUGACUCUGCUCAUUCAGGUGCCUCGGAUCCAGCCGCAAAGUCUUCAAGGAGAUUUGAAUCCCCUCUGGUACAAAUUACGCUUCUCCACACAAGACUUAGUUUAUUCCUUCUUUUUGCAAUUUGCUCCAGAGAAUAAAUUGAGUACCACAGAACCUGUGAUUAGCAUUUCUUCAAACAAUGCAGUGAUAGAACUGGCAAAAUCUCCAGAGAGCCGUGGACAUUGGAGAGAGUGGUAUUAUGGUGUAAACAACGAUUCUUUGGAGUUGCAAGAAUGUAGUAACUCUGAUCACCUACAAGGAAAGGAGGAAAGAGUAAAUGAAGAAAGUCAUCUAACUGAAAAGGAAUAUAUAGAACAUUGUAACACCUCUACAACUGAUUCUGAUUCAUCUAUAGCAGUUAAAGCACUACAAAUAGAUAGCUUUGGUUCAGUUACAUGCUUUCAACAAGAGUCUCUUGAUGUUUCUCAAAUGAUACUUGGAAAAUCUCAGCAACCUGAGUCAAAAAUGCAAUCUGAAUUUAUAAAAGAAAAAAGUGCUACUUGUUCAAAUGAGGAAAAAGAUAACUUAAACGAGUCAGUAAUAACUGAAGAGAAAGAAACAGAUGGAGAUCACCUAGCUUCAUUACUGAACAAAACUACAGUUCACAAUAUACCUGGAUUUGACAGCAUAAAAGAAACCAAUAUGCAGGAUGGUAGUGUGCAGGUCAUUAAAGAUCAUGUGACCAAUUGUGCAUUCAGUUUUCAGAAUUCUUUGCUAUAUGAUUUGGAUUAAUUCUAUAUAAUUUUGGACUUUUAAAUAUUAAGGUUAAAAAAUGCCUGUAUCUAAAAUUGAUUCUGUUAACUGUUGUCUUAAAACUUAAAGGUAUUAAAGUAUAAAAUUAAAAUUUGCAAUUUUUUUUAAAAAAUUCUAAUUUUUAUUCUCAUGGGGGAAAUUGGAGAUAAUUUUUUUUUUUGCCUCUGGAGUUUAAAGUUUCCUUAUGCAGAUAAGUUUUGUGAUUCCUGUAAUGGAUGUGUAUGUUUUCUAUUUGAGAGUUAAAACAUUUAGUUUUAAUACAACCUAUGUGUAUAUACUUCUGUGUUAAAUUUUGCUUUGUCAUUACUUUAAUAAAAUUUCAAAAUAAA
Messenger RNA from Symphalangus syndactylus (siamang), 3287 nucleotides. It is a transcript of the gene DNAAF2, whose product is annotated as dynein axonemal assembly factor 2. Gene Ontology annotation, cellular component: cytoplasm. The record is from RefSeq and is a predicted model, not a curated record. Lineage: Eukaryota; Metazoa; Chordata; Mammalia; Primates; Hylobatidae. Gene Ontology annotation, biological process: epithelial cilium movement involved in extracellular fluid movement; cilium-dependent cell motility; axonemal dynein complex assembly.